UCCCCUCCCCAACUCAAAAUCCAUCCCCAUUUCCUGCUCAUCAUUGUGUCUCGAUCGCUUCAAACGGAUCAUGGUUUCACUGACAGGGAAUCGCUUCUCUGACAUGCUGGUCCCUAUUUUGUUCUUUCUAUCCCCGGGGAUUUCGUAUACAGGUGCGGCUUCCUGGUGCCCCAGUCAUCUGGACUGUGCCCUUCUCCGUCGCAAUCCCUGCACCGCUGGAUUGCAGGACUGUGGCCCCUGCUUACCCGGAUACCGAGAGGACGGUGACGAGAAGUGUAUCCUCGAGGGGCAUCAGACGCAGGCAACUCUCCUUGCUCCUGGCCUGAAACUCACCGACUCCAGCCUCAGCCACUCUUCGAGUGCCCACCAGAGCACAGAGGGACCCUGGGCCAUGGCAAAGACCACCCCAGUCACUCACCCCACCAGAGGGGGGGACGAGAGCAAGAAGCUUUCCCGUCUGCUAAAUGACGUGGUGUCGCUGAGUCUGGUCAUCAUCUGCACAGUGACCGGUCUCCUCGGCCUGGCUGUGGCUGCUCGCUGUUGGUAUCGGCUGCAGAAGGAGGUGAGACUGGCACAGAAGAUGGUCUAUCAAGGAGUACAGCCCCCGUUCAUGGCCAGGAGACUUGUGGAAAAGCUUCAGAGGCAUCACUACCAGCACCAGAAGAAAGUCAUCCAAGCCUUGGAACAGAGCAAAUCCAAGAUGAAUGCAGGGCAGAUAUCGUCGGAAUCUGAGCCGGAUAAUGAAAACGGGGAAUAUACUGUCUACGAGUGUCCAGGUCUGGCCAUGACUGGAGAGAUGGAGGUUCACAAUCCUCUGUUCGACACCUCGAUCCUCAAAAGCAUCUCAUCCAUCGAGCAGCAGUAGCCAACUGGACCCACAAGGAUGAAGGAUGACAGAACGCUCUCCCUGCUUCUAUCGAGGGUCGAAGUGGUGGUGUGGUCAGUCCUGGUGGUGACAAUGCAAAAUUGGACCCUUGUACCUGCUCUAUCAUUCAUUAAAAUCUCGGACUUUGACUACACCAAGCCCGCGUUGCUGCACGAG
Molecule: messenger RNA, 1042 nt
Organism: Leucoraja erinaceus (little skate)
Lineage: Eukaryota; Metazoa; Chordata; Chondrichthyes; Rajiformes; Rajidae
Product: neural proliferation differentiation and control protein 1-like
Exons: 8
Coding region: 71-865 (264 amino acids)
Cellular component (GO): membrane
Source: RefSeq, a predicted model, not a curated record